UGGUGUAUCAUUCCUCUAGUCGAGUAGUCGCAUUGGUCUCAUCUCCUUCCUUUUGCUCCUCCUCCCGCCUCCGGACUGUUCUGAUUGCCUCUCUUAAAACCCUAACUUCCAUUUUCUAGGGCUUAUCUAUCUCCUCUAAUUUCCUUCAUCCUCACCACUCACACUCACUCUAAAUCUGGCAAAUCGCAUACUCGCAUCUGCUCUUAAAACCUAACUACUCUUCCCCAACAACAAAACCAGCAUUUGGUAGUUGUAUCGCCCUUCACCACCUCUAGUCGGGCGGCGCCUCUGCCAGCCACCUCUCCUUCUCUGCUGCUCCUAUUCUCGAAACACUGUCCAAGUGUCCAGUGAAUUGGUAACUUAUGGCAGGCAAGUCAAGUAAUGCCAGGAACCGGAAGGGAUCACAUGCCCCUGCUAAAUCUUCCCAGCCUACCGUAUCCCCUGAUGUCUCUGCAAAUGAUAGCCCAAAUGUCAUCGACGCAGUAGCCCUUGAUGCCUCUGCAAAUGGUAGCCCAAAUGUCAUUGACGCUGUAUCCCUUGAUGCUUCUGCAAAUGAUAGCCCGAAUGUCGUCGACUCUGCUAUUCCCGAAGCUAAUGGAAUUGGUACAAGUGGGGACUCAACUAGCCCUGCAGCUGACGUUAAGGAGACUGAACCCUCAAACACAUUAAACCCACCUAGACAAGGUGAACUUCAUCUUUAUCCUGUUUCUGUCAAGACCCUUGGUGGUGAGAAGCUGGAGUUACAACUCAAUCCUGGUGAUUCUGUGAUGGAUGUGAGGCAAUUUCUUCUCGAUGCACCCGAAACAUGUUUUUUUACAUGUUAUGAUUUGUUAUUGCAUGCAAAAGAUGGUGCAGUUAAUCAUCUAGAAGAUUACAAUGAAAUUUCUGAAGUUGCUGAUAUUACUGCUGGUGAUUGUUCUUUGGAAAUGGUUGCAGCUUGCUAUGAUGACAGAUCUGUGAGGGCCCAUGUGCACCGCACAAGGGAAUUGCUUUCUCUUUCAACCCUGCACGCGUCACUUUCAACAUCCCUUGCUCUGCAGCAUGAGACAUCUCGUAAUUCUUCUGAGAGCGCACAAGAUUCUGUUAAAGCAGAAGUCCCAGAACUGGAUGGUUUUGGUUUUAUGGAGGAUGUUACCGGUUCUCUGAAUAAAUUGUUCUCUUCUUCUUCUAAAGAGGUCAAGUGUGUUGAGAAUAUAGUGUUCUCGUCAUUUAAUCCUCCUCCGAGUUACAGAAGGCUCGUUGGAGACUUACUUUAUUUGGAUGUGACUACAUUGGAGGGUGGCAAGUUUUGCAUCACCGGAACAACCAGAAUGUUUUAUGUUAAUUCAAGUGCUGGGAACAUCUUAGAUCCCAGACCUUCCAAAGGUGCUGUUGAAGCAUCUACCCUUAUUGGACUCUUGCAAAGAAUUAGCUCAAAGUUUAAGAAAGCUUUUCGGGAAAUUUUGGAGCAGAAGGCUGCUGCACAUCCUUUUGAAAAUGUUCAAUCCUUGUUGCCUCCAAAUUCAUGGCUUGGUUCAUAUCCUUUACCUGAACACAAACGUGAUGCAGCCAGGGCUGAAAAUGCACUAACACUGACUUAUGGAAGCGAACUAAUUGGCAUGCAAAGGGAUUGGAAUGAAGAGUUGCAGUCGUGUCGAGAAUUCCCUCAUUCGACCCCCCAGGAAAGGAUUCUUCGUGACAGAGCUCUGUAUAAAGUGACCUCUGACUUUGUUGAUGCGGCUACAGAAGGUGCCAUUGGAGUCAUUAACAGAUGCAUACCUCCAAUCAAUCCGACAGAUCCUGAAUGCUUUCACAUGUAUGUGCACAACAAUAUCUUCUUCAGUUUUGCUGUUGAUGCGGACCUUGAGCAGAUGCCGCGGAAACACAUACAGAAUACUGAUUUGAAGUCCAAUACUGCUGCUAUUCGACAAGAUUUAAAUGGAAAAACUUUGAAGAAAUCAUCUGAUGGAGCAGCUGUCAUUUGCAAUGGGGUUGACUCCUAUGCCUCGAAGAUAGAGGACAAGAAUGGUGUCGUGGAUGUUGCUACUGACGUAUCUGCUGAAACUCAAUUGACUGAUAGUGAGCAGGCUACAUAUGCUUCUGCUAAUAAUGAUUUGAAAGGCACCAAGGCGUACCAGGAAGCUGAUGUCCCUGGGCUGUAUAACCUGGCUAUGGCUAUUAUCGAUUACAGGGGUCAUAGAGUGGUUGCACAGAGUGUUUUGCCUGGCAUCCUGCAAGGAGAUAAAUCAGACUCUCUUUUAUAUGGUUCUGUGGACAAUGGGAAAAAGAUUUGCUGGAAUGAGGAUUUUCAUAUCAAGGUACUUGAAGCUGCAAAAUGCCUGCACUUGAAGGAGCACACAGUCCUUGAUGAGUUUGGCAAUUCAUUCAAACUAGCUGGACCCGUAGAAUGCAAGGGUAUUAUUGGUAGUGAUGACAGGCAUUACCUUCUGGAUCUGAUGAGGGUGACUCCCCGUGAUGCUAAUUACACUGGAGCCGGGUCUCGCUUCUGUAUAUUGAGGCCUGAGCUUAUUAGAGCUUUCUGCCAAGCUGAAGCUGCAAAGAGGCCAACUGAUGAAUCAAAGUUUGAGGAAAAUGAUUGCUUGGCUUCUGAAACAUCAGAUUGUUCUAAGUUGGAAAUGCAAUCUGCUAAUGACUCUGAUGCUACGGUUGCCUUGAACAGCCAAGAUAUUGCUAAAGAAACAACAAGAGAUCCUGUUGAAGAGGUUGUGUCAGCUGCUACUGAAUUUGAAACAACUGAACAAAUAAGCUUUAAUCCAAAUGUAUUUACAGAGUUUAAGUUGGCUGGAUCUCCCCAAGAGAUAGGAUCAGAUGAAGAUAAUGUGAGACAGGCAAGCUCUUAUCUCACUGAUACUGUGCUACCAAAGUUUAUACAAGAUCUCUGCACACUUGAAGUUUCUCCAAUGGAUGGUCAGACAUUAACUGAAGCACUUCAUGCCCAUGGGAUCAAUGUUCGAUAUAUUGGAAAAGUGGCUGAAGGGACCAGACAUAUGCCACAUCUUUGGGAUCUUUGCACUAAUGAGAUUGCAGUAAGGGCUGCAAAACACUUGCUCAAGGAUAUUGUCAGAGAUACAGAUGACCAUGAACUUGGGCCUUCAGUUGCACAUUUUUUCAACUGUUUCUUCAGCAAUUCUCAAAUUUUAUCUGAUAAAAACAGCAGUAGCAACUUGCUGCAUCGAUCUCAGAAGAAGGAGCAAGGCGGUCAUCAAAAGUCUACAAAGGGAAAGUCCAGGUCAACAAAUGGGUCAUUUGUGAAAAAGUGUUCACCUUUAUACAUGGGCUUAAGUGCCGAGGGACUCUGGUCCGAUAUCCUGGAAUUCGCAAGGGUCAAAUAUCAGUUUGAUCUACCAGAGGAUGCGAGAACACGUGUGAAGAAAGUUUCGGUUAUUCGUAAUCUCUGUCAUAAGGUUGGAGCAAGUCUUGCAGCUCGUAAAUAUGAUCUUAAUGAUGCAAGACCUUUUCAAACAUCAGACAUCUUGAAACUCCAGCCUGUUGUGAAACAUUCAAUUCCUAUAUGCUCAGAAGCCAGGGAUCUUGUUGAGAGAGGAAAGGUCCAGUUGGCUGAAGGAAUGCUUGGUGAGGCAUACACAGCUUUUUCAGAGGCAUUUUCUAUACUGCAGCAGGUGACUGGUCCAAUGCAUAGGGAAGUUGCGAACUGCUGUAGAUACCUUGCUAUGGUGCUCUAUCAUGCUGGGGACAUGGCUGGAGCAAUAAUGCAGCAGCAUAAAGAAUUAAUCAUAAAUGAACGGUGCCUUGGUUUGGACCACCCUGAUACUGCCCAUAGUUAUGGCAAUAUGGCUCUAUUUUAUCAUGGAUUGAACCAAACCGAGCUUGCAUUACGUCACAUGGCGAGGGCAUUGCUAUUACUGAGCUUGUCCUCCGGACCUGAUCAUCCUGAUGUUGCUGCAACUUUCAUAAAUGUUGCUAUGAUGUAUCAAGAUAUCAGCAGGAUGGACACAGCUCUUCGAUACCUGCAAGAAGCUCUGAAGAAAAAUGAAAGGCUUCUAGGGGAGGAGCAUAUUCAAACUGCUGUUUGUUAUCAUGCUCUUGCUAUUGCAUUUAAUUGUAUGGGUCUCUACAAACUUUCUCACCAGCAUGAAAAGAAGACUUAUGAAAUACUUGUCAAACAACUUGGGGAAGAGGAUUCAAGGACACGUGAUUCACAAAACUGGAUGAAUACAUUCAAAAUGCGAGAGCGUCAAAUGAAUGCGCAAAAACAAAAGGGACAAACUCUUGACUCGGUUGCUGCCCGAAAAGCUGUUGAUAUUUUAAAGGGUUUACAAGCAGCUGCAGCAGCGGGAGGAUCUCGUAGUUCAACUGUUUCCAUGAACAAAUCCUUGAAUGCAGCUAUGAUUGGGGAGGCUUUACCUCGGGGAAGAGGAGUUGAUGAAAGAGCAGUACGUGCUGCAGCUUCAGUUAGGAAGAAAGCUGAUGCUAGGAGACAUGCAGGUUCUCAAGUUACCCCAGUACAACCACCUGUUGUUAGUCAACUCCUAAACAUUAGAAGUCCAACGACGAUCCCUAAAUCAAAGGAUAAUGGUAAAGGGGACAAUCAAAGAAAGGGAAUCCCGUCUGUCGUUAGUGCUGAAGACCUAGUACAUGAUAAUGUUCAAGGAGAGCAACCAUAUCCGGCUUCGGCUCCUGUUGGUCUAGGUAAAGGCUUAGCUUCACUGGAUGUUAAAAAGCAGAAGAAUAAACCAAAUGUGGAAAGUUGAUUACUGCGGAAAUUGUUCCAUCGUCUUGCCUUGUCAACAUGGAGAUGUCUUCUUCUCACACUUCAGUUGUUCAAGAUUCUUUUUGUAUUCAUGGAUAAUUAACCGCGUAUUUUCUUUUUAUCUUUACAAACUUUAGGAAUUAGGAUACUGAUUCUAUUGUUCUUAUUCUUCUUUAAAUAAAACUAGUUGCUGCUAGGUUAUGGCGUUUUUUUUGUAGUGUAGAAUCGGUUGGUGUUUCUUAAAUUUGUUAUGUAUUUUAACAUACUACUAAUUCUUCUUUUUAUGUUACACUGGUUAAAUAAGUGCUUAAUACCAUUGUUCA
Molecule: messenger RNA, 5034 nt
Organism: Spinacia oleracea (spinach)
Lineage: Eukaryota; Viridiplantae; Streptophyta; Magnoliopsida; Caryophyllales; Amaranthaceae
Product: clustered mitochondria protein
Exons: 29
Coding region: 363-4712 (1449 amino acids)
Biological process (GO): organelle organization
Cellular component (GO): cytoplasm
Molecular function (GO): protein binding
Source: RefSeq, a predicted model, not a curated record